CCCAUGUUUAGAGUUGCCACUUUCAGUCAAUAGCUAACCGGCUUGUUAUUACCCGCAUAAGAAAAUGUCUGUGGAAAUCCUUAAACAAGGAGCCGAAGGGCGCCUAUACCUAGGCGAUUUUAAAGGACAAGCCUGUCUAAUUAAGGAGCGAUUCGUGAAGAAGUAUCGACACCCAGAACUAGACACCCAGAUCACGCGGCAGCGGAUGAAAGCCGAGGCAAAGGCGUCGGCACGAUGUCUGGCCGCAGGAAUUCUGGCCCCUAAGAUUCUGAAUUCUGACCUCAACACCCACAAACUGUAUAUGGAAUACUUUGACAAAGCCAAAACAGCCAAGCAAUUUAUUCUGGAAACAGUUGCAACACAGGGCGAGGAUAACGCAAAGACAUCUCUACUUGAGUUAUGCACCAAAAUAGGUCAUAUCAUUGGGAGAAUGCACUCCAACAACAUUAUACAUGGCGAUCUAACUACUUCCAAUAUCCUCAUCAAUCCUAACGGCUGUCAUUACGACGUGAUACUGAUCGAUUUCGGAUUAAGCCACUACAAUCAGGCCACAGAGGACAAGGGUGUGGACCUCUACGUGCUGGAGCGAGCGCUACUAAGCACCCACAGCGAACAGCCGUACCUCUUUGAGAAAAUCCUAUCCGAAUAUCGCACUAACGAUAACGACCAACAUGCUGUGCUCUCCAAAUUUGAGGAGGUGAGAGCCCGAGGUCGGAAACGGACCAUGAUUGGUUAACAAAUAAUAAACUUUAAUGAGAGUUAUA
Molecule: messenger RNA, 764 nt
Organism: Drosophila eugracilis
Lineage: Eukaryota; Metazoa; Arthropoda; Insecta; Diptera; Drosophilidae
Gene: Prpk
Product: EKC/KEOPS complex subunit TP53RK
Exons: 1
Coding region: 65-736 (223 amino acids)
Biological process (GO): protein phosphorylation
Cellular component (GO): EKC/KEOPS complex; cytosol; nucleus
Molecular function (GO): ATP binding; protein serine/threonine kinase activity
Source: RefSeq, a predicted model, not a curated record